This is a messenger RNA of Camellia sinensis, 489 nucleotides long. Lineage: Eukaryota; Viridiplantae; Streptophyta; Magnoliopsida; Ericales; Theaceae. The record is from RefSeq and is a predicted model, not a curated record.
AUGGCAAUACUUUUAUUCCAUCUCCUAAUGGUAAUACUUUUAUUCCAUCACCUCUAUCUUCUCCUUCUCCACCUCCUCCAUCUACUGCUGGUAGUACUUAUAUUCCACCUCCCUCCUUCUCCACCUCCUCCAUCUACUGCUGGUAGUACUUAUAUUCCACCUCCACCUCUAUCUUCUCCUUCUCCACCUCCUCCAUCUACUGAUGGUAGUAUUUAUAUUCCAUCUCUACCUCCAUCUCCAUCUCGAUCUCCAUCUCCAUUUCCGUCUCCUGCUGUUGUUGUUGCUCCAUCUCCAUCUUCACCAGCAGAUUCUCCUGCUGUUGUUGUUGCUCCAUCUCCAUCUUCACCAGCAGAUUCUUCUCAAAGAAAACCAAGGCAACUCAUAAUAAUCAUACUUGGGUCCAAAAUAAAGGAGAAUCCAAGGAACUUGAUGAAUUCUCUGUCGAUCAAGUACCAGGGAUUCCUAUCAGGUUCUCUUACAAAGACUUGA